AUGAACCGCUUAAUAGAGAUCCGACCUGAAGACAAGGGCAUCCUCGUUUCCCAGUCCAAGUUGAUUGUCGUUAAUGGAGGCGCCUGUGAUUUUUACACCAUCAGCUUGGCAGAACGUGUUGAGACCCCAGUGGUGAUAUCGAUCCGUGCCACAUUCGGAGAAGUUGCUGUUUCUCCGGACACACUUCAGAUCAAACCAGAAGAAUAUGACAAACCCCGAAGGAUUGUUGUCGUUGGAGGAAAAAACCGAGAGGUUUCAGAUACUCCUGAGGAGGACAGCAGCAAGAUUGAGCUCCUCCAUUACGUGACAAGCAAAACGCCGGCCUACGAUGGAUUUGCAUUUCGGCUGACGGUCGUCCUCGUCUCGACGAGCGGAGCAAUCCUGAGGUCCUUCGGGUCGAACUUACAUUUCCAACUGGCCCACGACAGUACAAACAAAAAGAGUCAAACGCAUCCACAGAAGCUUGCAGGCCUGCCAGCGAAAACGACGGUCCCUCAGAUCUCGAGCGGUGCCAGGCACACUUGCGCAGUCUUGCAAGACGGUACUUUGUUCGGAUGGGGAGACGGCAGCGACGGGCAACUGGCUUUGCCCCUCCCCUCGCUGGGUUCCGCCCGGACUCUGGACGCCCUUCCAGGCGACGCACACACAGAUGGAACGCCUUCGAGGAGUGGCGACUCCCUCGUGCGCGGGCCGCCCUCGCUGAAGCCUGCUCGAGUCCACAGCCUGGUGGCUUCUCCAGAAUCAGGGAGACGUGGAACGCUUUCUAGCCAACGACGAGGCCGCACGCUUGGCCCUGGAGGCGCGCCGGGUUCUCCCCGGGGUCGGGCUGGCGCCACGGGGCUCGUGCUCGUCCCCGUACCUCGGAUAAUCUCUGCUUUGGAAGGCGAAUUCGUUGUUCAGGUUGGCUGCGGAGAAGCUCACACGUUGAUUCUGACUUUGCAGGGAACGAUGUAUGCGUUCGGCAACGCCCAGAACGGUCGUCUCGGCAUUCCUCGUCCAGUCGAUGCGUUGGACUCCCCAUCAGGUGACCAAGGACGCGCUUCGCUUCUCAGGUUCCGCGAGAGAGGCGGCCUCUAUGCAAAAUACUCGGUCCCUCAACUCAUCACUGGGAUUCCCAAAGUCCGUGUCAUCAGCGUAGGAGCUGCCUUCAGCGCAUGCAUUGACGACCGCGACUGCCUAUACACCUGGGGUUCGAACACGGCGGGGCAGCUCGGCCUCGGUCAUACGGACGACGUGUGGCAACCGCAAAAAGUCGAGACACUGAAAACGCCUCUUCUGCAGGCGAGCUGCGGAAAGAAUCACCUUCUCGUGCUUACCUACGACGGCCACGUGUUCGCUACUGGGGAGGGCGGCGAGGGUCGCCUGGGCCUCGGCGACACUCACAGCAGGCACUCCUUUGAGCGCGUCAAAGGCCUGCCGCCAGUGCGGUUCAUCUGCGCGGGAGGAAGUCACUCUGCCGCUCUGGACUCGGGUCUCCUCGUGUGGACGUGGGGCAGCAACUGCUGUGGGCAACUCGGCUUGGCGAACUGGCAGCCCUCGGCGGCGUUCUUAGCGGCUUCUGUGGCGGCUGAAGCUGCACACGUUGUGAAGUCGCAGUCGGGAACGAAAGCGGGGGCGGCGCGAGAAGCGCCCACGUUGACGCGCGCAGAGAACGCGGCGCGGGGCGUCCUGAGUGUCUGGGGAAAAGGCAAACGCGGCGGAGACGAGGGUGUCUCGGCGAGGGAGCACAGAAACCGAAGAACUCACACGGGGAAACGCACAGAUGGAGAGCCGAAGCAGGCUAACAACGGGCAUGAAGGAGAUGAACAAGGGACGCGAGAGGCGCGAAAAGCGAUCCUCACUGCUUACUCCCUGUCCGAAGGCCACGAAAGCCUCUCUGUUAAGCCGCAGGUUGUGGAAUUCCUUCGCGACAAAAGCGUCGUUACUCUUGCCCUCGGUCCCCUCUACUCUCUCGCCGUCACUCUCCGCGGGUUCGUCUACGCGUGGGGCAGUCACGAACAGGGACAGCUCGGCCUGUCGGAUCGCCUAGACAACCAGCCGCUCCCUGUGCUGGUUCCGGCGUUUUUGUUUUCGCCGGCGGUCCAGGUGUUUGCGAGUCCAUGCAGCAACUGCAGCUUUGUCUCUUCCGUUGCCGACGUCUUGAAUCCGUUUCUCUCGGUCUCUGUCUCCAACUCUCCCCUCGGGAGCCCGCGCACGCCCUCCGCGCCGGCGACACCCACCAGCGUGGCCCCGACUGCUUUCCGCUCGGCGUCUGAAAGGAGCACAAGCUCGGGGCGACACGAGGGCGCAGCUGCGGACUUCCGCGCCGCCUGCGCGUUUCGCUCUCUCGGAUCUGCCCCGCGCCGCAGGAGCCAGAGUGACUCUUCGUCCGGAGAGUCUCAGGCGGCGGUGCGUGGCGGCGGCAGGCCUGCGUCUUUCCGUCUUCGCAACUCCGGGAAGGACGCUCAAAGGACCGAGAAACCUGAACAACGCGCCGUACCCUCCGCACGAGAGAGCCAGCGUCACUGGGAAGGCGCCUCGACGCCCCGGCCUCGCUGGCAAUCUGGGCACGUGGCCUCGCCCGCGGAAAGGAGAAAAGGAGAAGAAGCGAGCGACGUCUUUUCUUUUAAUGGAGAGAGGAGAAGGGGGCGACGGUCGCCUCGCGGAGACGCGCGCCAGAGCAAAGCGCCUGGACGAAGCCUCCCCCGCCGCCUCGCCCGCCGUCGCGGCGCUGUGAAGACCGAAGAAAGCCUCGAGAUGGACGAGAAGAACUGCGUUUCUGCGGUCGCCCCUCAGAGCCCGUGCGCACGGUGCUCACGGCCGUCUUCGCGCCGGAGCGGCGAGCGAGGAAAGAGAACAGAGGCGAGGAAGAGUAGGUUCGGCAGGGGUCAGGAGGACAACGAAAUGUACAGCGACGAAGAGGAAGAGUUUGGCGUCUCAGACGGCCCGGGACAAGAAGAGAAGCGCAGCGAGCGAGGGCGACGCCAAGCGGAGGCGAAGCGGCGCCCGAAGCGCGACGAAGAAGCCGCUGCCGCCUCGCAACGAAUUGCUGAAAACCGACGCGUCGGCCACGCGAGCUGUACGGGAGGAUCCCUCAAUCCCAAAAAUGCACAGUUCAACUUCGGCGACCAGUUCGGCAGUUGGUACCGCAAACUCGAGGAGCAAGAAGAAGAAGCGCGCCAAGCCGCAGAUCUUUGCUACCGGCUUCGCCGGGGAGAAGAGAGAAUGGAGAUGUUCAAAAAAGCUGCGUCGCGGCGCGAGAGGUCGAGCAAGCAAUCGCCGCAAGGAAAGGCGCCGCCCGUUGUCGACCGCAUGCAGAGUGCGCCGAAAGAAGCCGCUCCAGAGGAGACGCCUGACGCGUAA
Messenger RNA from Neospora caninum, 3342 nucleotides. RefSeq names its product putative regulator of chromosome condensation domain-containing protein. Lineage: Eukaryota; Apicomplexa; Conoidasida; Eucoccidiorida; Sarcocystidae. The record is from RefSeq and is a predicted model, not a curated record. The transcript has 12 exons. The coding region runs from base 1 to 3342 and encodes 1113 amino acids.